Messenger RNA from Exophiala bonariae, 1077 nucleotides. RefSeq lists its product as uncharacterized. Gene Ontology annotation, molecular function: oxidoreductase activity, acting on NAD(P)H. The record is from RefSeq and is a predicted model, not a curated record. The transcript has a single exon. The coding region runs from base 1 to 1077 and encodes 358 amino acids. Lineage: Eukaryota; Fungi; Ascomycota; Eurotiomycetes; Chaetothyriales; Herpotrichiellaceae.
AUGGCAACUCCCACGCACGACGCAGCGAUGCUCGUCUCCAAGGCAGGGCGACUUUCUAUACAGAAAUUACCCACGCAAAGCCCCGGACCAAACGAGAUUCUCAUUGACGUCAAAUCCAUCGCUCUGAACCCAGUGGACUACUACAUGCGAGACUCGGGCUUCCUUUUGCAGGACUAUCCAGCCAUCCCAGGCUCCGACAUAGCCGGAACGAUCGCAGCAGUAGGCGCCGAUGUACCCCAGUCCUCGAGAGGCACGCUUCUCAGAUCGGGCACUCGUGUUGCCGCCUAUGCAGUGUCCAUCUACACACAAGGCAAGCCCUCAUACGGCGCGUUCCAGACCAAAGUCCUCGUUCCUGCCGAUAACGUCACCCCACUCCCAGACACCAUCAGCUUCAACCAAGGCGCUUCACUCCCCAUGGCCGUGGUGACCGCCUGGUCCGGGAUCACAACCCUCGACCUGUCCUACGAUACGAAAAUCAAUACCACCACGACGACCACCAAAAAAGGUCUCCUAGUCUGGGGCGCAGCAAGCAGCAUCGGGCUCGCGACCGUGCAAAUCGCAUCCAAGACGCUCGGCCUGACCGUCUAUGCGGUCGCCUCGCCGCGACACGCCGAAUACCUGCAAUCCCUCGGCGCCGCCGCAGUCUUCGACUACCACGGCGCACCCGCCAGCGUCGUCACACAAAUCAUAACCGCCGCACGCGCGGCCAACGUGAGCCUGGACCUCGCAUUCCACGCGACGGGCGACCUGCAGUCGGCGCAGGAAGUCAUCGCGGCCUUUACCAGCGAUGGGGCGGACAAAGGCAUCGUCGCGACCGCGGUGCCCAUGGACGCGUCCUCGCCGAUGACAGAGGGCGUCGACACGCGCUUCAUCCUCCCGCCGCCGGUAGAACAGGGGCUGCGCGACCGGCAUUUCGCGUUCGUGUUCGCGCGCUGGCUGUGCCCAGCCCUGGACAGCGGCGCGUUCAUCCCUGCGCCUGAGACGCACUCCGUGCCUGCUGGCCUGCGCGGGUUGGAUGUCGCCCUGGAUCGGCUGAGGGAGGGCGUCAGUGCGCUGAAGUUGGUCGUUGAGUUGUAA